Molecule: messenger RNA, 2628 nt
Organism: Dendrobium catenatum
Lineage: Eukaryota; Viridiplantae; Streptophyta; Magnoliopsida; Asparagales; Orchidaceae
Product: golgin-84
Exons: 21
Coding region: 207-2300 (697 amino acids)
Biological process (GO): Golgi organization; retrograde transport, vesicle recycling within Golgi
Cellular component (GO): Golgi membrane; Golgi cisterna
Source: RefSeq, a predicted model, not a curated record
UACUUUCGCCAGAUUGACGUUUCCAUCAAACUCCAGAUCGCAACCUCCGUACUCCAGAACCCGCACCGUUUGGGUCCGCGCCCUCUCUUUCCCUAUCUCUUCGAUCGUCAUUGCACAUUUGCACCUGCAUCUGUAUCGAGAUCCUGUUAUCUCUCGGAGCACCAAUUAGCAUCUAGCCGCCGAUCGAUUCCGUGUCUUUUCCCGCCAUGGCUUCCUGGCUCAAGGUAGCCGAAGAUCUUCUAGAAGUUGUGGACCGAAGAGCAAAACUUGUUGUGAGUGAAUUGUCAGAGGAACAAUCUGAUUUACAAGCCUCAGCAUCCAAUGAAUGGGAAGUGAAAGCCAAAAACUUAAAAUCUAAGGCGAAGGGUCCACCAAGGAAAACUGUUGGUAAAACUGGGAAGAGUGCUUCAGCAGAGCAAGAGCAGACUGCUCAAGAAGAGCUCAAUUCGAAGGUUGAAAGAGUUGAUCAUUUGGGAAAUGGAAGUGCUCCGGAAGUUUCUGCCAAAAUCACAUCUGAAGCUUCUUUGGAAGUGCUAUCUAAUACCAGCAAAGAUGUAGAAAUAUCAAAUGCUGCAUCUUCAGGUGUCCCUGAAACUCUUGAAGCUGAGAAUGAGACCAAUGAAGUUAAAGAGGUUCCUACUAUAGAGAAUAAUGUUGAACUAGCAUAUUCCACAACCAAUGAUACUUCUCUUGUUGCAAAUUCAGAAGAAGUAAAGGGUGAAGGCCCUGAAAAUGCUAAUGGGAAUCAUCCCGCUGAUACUGUUUUUAAAGGAAGUGCAGCUGUUGUGGAUACGCAUUUGGCAUUUAAUGAUGUGAGUAGAGAGCGUCAAACAGCUCAGAAACAUGUUAUCAGCAAUGGCCAUGAAAAAGAGUCCUUUCCAGAAGAAUCACCAAUGACAAACCAACAGGUAGAAAAUAAAACUGGUUCAGCUCUUAUGAAAGUUCAAGACCAAAUUGAUGAGGCUCAAGGAUUACUUAAGACUGCAGUUUCUUCUGGGCAUUCAAAAGAGGCAAGGCUAGCCAAGGUUUGUGCUGGGCUUUCCUCUCGUCUUCAAGAAUACAAGUCUGAGAAUGCUCAGCUUGAGGAACUUCUUGUUGCUGAGAGAGAGCUUAGUAGUUCAUAUGAAGCUCGCAUAAAGCAGCUGCAGCAAGAUUUAUCUGCAGUGAAGGCUGAAGCAGCAAGAGCGGAAACAAAUAUGACUGAAGCCUUAGCUGCAAAGAACACUGAAAUUGAGUCUCUUGUUGGCACAGUUGAUACUUUAAAGAAACAAGUAUCUACUUCAGAAGGAAAGCUCGUAUCUUUACAGGCAAACAUGGAAGCACUUAUGAGGAGUAGGGAGCUAACGGAGAGCAGAAUGAUUCAAGCUUUGCGGGAAGAGCUUGCUACUGUGGAGAACAGGGCUGAAGCAGAGCGUGCAGCACACAAUGCUACCAAAAUGGCUGCAGUGGAAAGAGAAGUUGAACUAGAGCAUCGAGCUGUUGAGGCAUCUAAUGCUCUUGCUAGGAUACAGAGAACUGCACAUGAAAGCACAUCCAGAGCCAAUGAGUUGGAGCACAAAGUUGCUUUACUGGAGGUUGAGUGCUCAUCUCUAACCCAAGAAUUACAAGAAAUGGAAGCAUGCAGUCGUCGUGGACAAAAGAAGCCUUCUGAAGAAAAUAUUCAAAUCCUUCAGAUACAAGCUUGGCAGGAAGAAGUGGAGCGUGCACGGCAAUGUCAGAGAGAGGCUGAAAACAAAAUUUCUUCCAUGGAGGCUGAAUUACAAAAAAUGAGGGUUGAAAUGGCCGGGAUGAAGAGGGAUGCAGACCAUUACUCACGCCAGGAACAUAUGGAAUUAGAGAAAAGAUACCGCGAGCUUACUGAUCUGUUAUACCAUAAGCAAACACAGCUGGAGGCCAUGGCUAGUGAAAAAGCAGCUGCUGAGUUUCAGAUAGAGAAAGAAAUAAAACGAUUGCAAGAGGCUCAGGUUGAAGCAGAAAGAAGCAGAGCUUCCCGGCGUUCUACAGCAUUUUGGGAGGAAGAUGCUGAUAUAAAAGCUCUCGAGCCUCUUCCAUUACACCAUAGACAUAUGGCUACAGCAAGCAUACAGCUACAAAGAGCGGCAAUUCUUUUGGACUCUGGCGCUGUUAAAGCCACUCGAUUUUUGUGGCGGUAUCCAGUUGCUCGUGUGUUGCUACUGUUUUACUUGGUAUUUGUGCAUCUGUUCUUGAUGUACUUGUUGCAUCGCCUUCAGGCACAGGCAGAGGAUUUCUCAAGAGAAGUUGCAGCAUCCAUGGGCUUAGCCAAUUCAGUCCUGCCAUAGUUUGUCUUAUCUUCAUGUGACGGUAGUGCCUGUCCUUACCUCUUGUAAAUGUUUUUGUUAUUGUGUCAAGCUGUCAUAUAUUUUUAUUUUUAUUUUUCUAUUCUUUUUCGUUUUUCUUCAUGGAAAUAUAUAUAUGGAAAAAAAAGUGAGCAGAAAGAAAUAUAUAGGAACUGUUAUUUUUAUUUUAUUGGCCUUCUAAUUGCUUGUUUCUUAAUGAUGUUUGCUUAUGUGCUUUCUUGUUGCUGCGAGUUGCCCUAAUAUGCUGGAACAGCAGCUAAUGAGAACAUAUCUCCAAGCAUUGAAAAUGCAACUAAUUACCCUUUUUUUC